AUGGCCAUUGAUCAUCUUGGCAUUCGGGUCCCGCCCAGCAUGUUUUCCGCUACCCUCAAAUUUUAUCUAUCUGCCCUAAAGCCGUUUGGCUACAAAGAGAUGAUGAGGCCGGUCGAAAACUGUGUUGGCCUCGGUGUCUACCGUCCUGACUUCUUUAUCACUGCCGACCACGAAGUCCAUACUAACCAAAAAGUACACCUCGCUUUCAAAGCCGAAAACCACGCCAUCGUUGAUGGCUUUUAUUCCGCCGGUAUUGCAGCUGGUGGCACUUACAAUGGACCCCCAGGGCCACGGCCUGAAUACAACCAGCCCUCCUAUUACGCUGCGUUUGUUUUCGAUCCUGUCGGCAACAAUAUUGAGGCUUCAUAUGAAUAG
Molecule: messenger RNA, 375 nt
Organism: Penicillium cinerascens
Lineage: Eukaryota; Fungi; Ascomycota; Eurotiomycetes; Eurotiales; Aspergillaceae
Product: VOC family protein
Exons: 2
Coding region: 1-375 (124 amino acids)
Source: RefSeq, a predicted model, not a curated record